Messenger RNA from Ambispora leptoticha, 3099 nucleotides. The record is from the annotation of a GenBank genome assembly. Lineage: Eukaryota; Fungi; Glomeromycota; Glomeromycetes; Archaeosporales; Ambisporaceae.
AUGUUUUUACGAGCGGGUAGAUCUGCUCUAAAUGUCUUGCGCCAAAAGCCUUUUGGAUUGCAUCACACAUCUUUGAUGAGAAUACGUGCUUCUGCCGCUAUCCCUUUUAAUGCGGUUCGCACCAAAGUUUCAGCUGUUAACUCUCCAUAUCCACAAACAAGUUCGGCAAAUGAUGUUUUCCUUCAAGGGAGUACUGCGGGUUACGUUGACGAAAUGUACCAAGCUUGGUUGAAGGAUCCAAAUUCUGUUCACUUAUCGUGGCAAGUGUAUUUUCGAAACAUGCAAGCUGGCGUAAAUCCGUUAGAAGCUUUUCAACCCCCACCUACUUUAGUUCACAUUAGCACCGGUGUUGGAGUAAGCACACAGGCACAUGAUGUCAAUGCUCAUAUGAAAGUGCAGCUAUUAGUCAGAGCUUAUCAAGCGAGCGGACAUCGUAUCGCUCAACUUGACCCGCUUGGGAUUAUGCACGCUGACCUCGAUCCUUCUAUACCUUCCGAGCUUGAGCCUGCAUAUUAUGGUUUUACCGAAAAAGAUCUAGAUAGUGUGUUCGCACUGGGCCCGGGUAUUUUACCUGGUUUUGCGAAAUCAAGCCCAAAAAUGACUCUUCGAGAAAUUAUUGAUCAUUUGAAAAAAGUUUAUUGCGGCACAAUCGGUGUAGAAUAUAUUCAUAUUGCGGACCGUGAACAAUGCGAUUGGAUUCGUACCAAGUUUGAAAUCGCAGAACCUUUUAGAUAUUCGAAAAAAGAAAAACACAUGAUUCUUGAUCGUCUAAUUUGGAGUGAUUCAUUCGAACGCUUCGUCGCAACGAAAUACCCAAACGAGAAAAGAUUUGGCCUCGAAGGAUGUGAAAGUUUAAUUCCCGGUAUGAAAGCUUUGAUUGAUUGUUCGGUUGAUCUGGGCAUUGAACAAAUCGUGCUCGGAAUGCCACAUCGUGGUCGUCUAAAUGUGCUCAGUAAUGUAAUUCGAAGACCUAAUGAAUCUGUCUUCUCUGAUUUUGGUGGGAUGGCUGAGCCGGGAGAAGAAGGUUCCGGUGAUGUGAAGUAUCAUCUGGGAAUGAACUUUGAUCGACCAACACCUUCUGGUAAACGAGUUCACCUUUCACUUGCAGCGAAUCCAUCACAUUUGGAAGCUGUAGAUCCAGUUGUACUGGGAAAAACACGAGCCAUUCAGUUUUACAUGAACGAUGAAAAAGAUCGUCAUCGCUCAAUGGCUGUUUUAUUACAUGGUGAUGCUGCAUUUGCAGCACAAGGAGUUGUAUAUGAAACCAUGGGAUUCCACGAUCUACCACAUUAUACUACAGGUGGAACUGUUCACAUCAUUGUAAAUAAUCAAAUAGGGUUCACAACUGAUCCUCGAUUCUCGCGCUCUACGCCAUAUUGUUCAGAUAUAGCAAAGAUGGUCAGUGCACCAAUAUUCCAUGUUAAUGCUGACGAUGUUGAGUCUGUGAACUUCGUGGCUCAAGUUGCAGCUGAGUGGCGUCAAAAAUUCAAAAAGGAUGUGGUCAUUGAUCUUGUGGGCUACCGUAAACAUGGUCACAAUGAAGUGGAUCAACCAAGUUUCACACAUCCUAGAAUGUAUAAACAAAUUGCCAAUCAGACACCAGUAAUCGAAAAGUAUAUUCAGCAACUUUUGAAGGAUGGCACAUUCACGGAAGAAGAAAUGAAGACGCACAGAAAAUGGAUUUGGGAUACUUUGGAAGAUAGUUAUUCAAAAAGCAAAGAUUACGAGCCAACUAGUCGUGAAUGGUUAUCGAGCUCAUGGCAUGGGUUUAAAUCACCAAAGGAAAUAGCAGAAGAGACGAUGCCUAUUUAUCCAACUGGUGCAUCAAUGGAAUCACUUAAUCAUGUUGGUCAAAUGAUUAGUUCUUAUCCGAAGAAUUUUAAUGUUCAUCCAGCUCUCAGUCGUAUACUAAAAGCGCGCGAAAAAUCUAUUACGGAAGGAAAAAAUAUCGAUUGGGCAACUGCGGAGGGUCUUGCGUUUGGGUCCUUACUCUUGGAGAAUAAACACGUUCGUCUUUCCGGCCAAGAUGUAGAACGGGGGACGUUUUCUCAACGUCAUGCUGUUCUACACGAUCAAGUUACUGAAUAUCAAUAUGUACCUCUCAAUGAUUUAGGUGUUGGACAAGCGCAUUUCACCAUAUGCAAUUCAUCACUUUCCGAAUACGGAAUACUUGGAUUCGAAUUGGGUUAUUCAUUAGUUAAUCCAAAUUCACUUGUACUAUGGGAAGCUCAAUUCGGUGAUUUCGCUAACAAUGCACAGUGUAUUAUUGAUCAAUUCAUUGCAUCUGGUGAAAAAAAAUGGCUUCAACGGACUGGUUUGGUGGCUUUAUUACCACAUGGUUAUGAUGGACAAGGACCUGAACAUUCUAGUGGACGUAUCGAACGUUUCUUACAACUGUGUGACGACCAUCCUUAUGUAUUUCCUCCACCUGAAAAGAUGGAACGUCAACAUCAGGAUUGUAAUAUGCAAGUAGUCUAUUGCUCAACCCCUGCAAACUAUUUCCAUGCAUUAAGAAGACAAAUCCAUCGGGACUUUAGAAAACCCCUUGUCGUCUUCACUUCAAAACUUCUCUUACGGCAUCCGAUGGCUCGUUCGACUCUGACAGAAAUGACCGGGGAUACUUACUUUCAACGUUACAUUCCUGACCCACAUCCUGAGAAUCUAGCAUCACCCGAGAAAAUUACACGUCACGUUUUUUGUUCUGGGCAAGUUUACUACGCGCUUCUCAAAGCUCGAAACCAAAACAACAUGGAUCAUGUUGCAAUUUCACGUUUAGAACAAAUAAAUCCGUUCCCAUAUGACUUAAUUGCCAAUCAUAUUGAUAAAUAUCCAAACGCACAGAUUAUAUGGGCACAAGAAGAACCACUGAAUGCAGGCGCAUUUACUUAUAUUGCACCAAGGAUGCGCACAGUGGCUAAUCACACUAAAUAUCAUCAAGGUAAAGCAGCAAAGCCAGCAACUCGUCCUCCUGCGGCCUCACCUUCGACAGGGAAUAAAAAGCAGCACAUUCAAGAAGAACAAGAUGUACUGGCGGAGGCAUUAAUAGGACAGGUUGUAAGACCACAAAGAAUAGAGAAUGGGGUACCGAUUUGGAGUUAA